Messenger RNA from Myodes glareolus (Bank vole), 1487 nucleotides. It is a transcript of the gene Hsd11b1, whose product is annotated as hydroxysteroid 11-beta dehydrogenase 1. Gene Ontology annotation, cellular component: intracellular membrane-bounded organelle; endoplasmic reticulum membrane. Gene Ontology annotation, molecular function: steroid binding; 11-beta-hydroxysteroid dehydrogenase (NADP+) activity. NCBI's taxonomy places the organism in Eukaryota, Metazoa, Chordata, Mammalia, Rodentia, Cricetidae. The record is from RefSeq and is a predicted model, not a curated record. Gene Ontology annotation, biological process: steroid catabolic process.
GAGGAAGAGAGAUGAGACAGAAGGAUAGAAAGGAGAAGAAGAGAGAGGAGCAAUAGGAAAUAGGCAGCCAAUUAAAAGGAGGAGCCGCAUUUAUCUGAAGCCUCAAGGGCUCCCUGAGCCAGAUCCUUGUCUGAUGGCAUUCCUGAAAAAAUACCUCCUCCCCAUUCUGGUGCUCUUCCUGGGCUACUACUAUUCUACAAUAGAAGAGUUCAGACCUGAAAUGCUCCAAGGGAAGAAAGUGAUUGUCACGGGGGCCAGCAAAGGGAUCGGAAGAGAAAUGGCCUAUCACCUGUCGCAAAUGGGAGCCCAUGUGGUGCUGACCGCGAGGUCAGAGGAAGGUCUCCAGAAGGUGGUGUCUCGCUGCCUUGAACUCGGAGCAGCCUCUGCCCACUAUGUGGCUGGCACCAUGGAAGACAUGACGUUUGCAGAGCAGUUUGUCCUCAAAGCAGGAAAGCUCAUGGGUGGAUUGGACAUGCUUAUUCUCAACCACAUCACUUACACCCCUGUGGGUUUCUUCCGCGAUGAUAUCCACUCUGUGCGCAAAGCCUUGGAGGUCAACUUCAUCAGCUACGUGGUCCUGAGUGCCGCCGCCUUGCCCAUGCUGAAGCAGAGCAGUGGCAGCAUUGUUGUGGUCUCCUCCGUAGCUGGGAAAAUAACCCAGCCUCUGUUUGCUCCCUACUCUGCAAGCAAGUUUGCUCUGGAUGGGUUUUUUUCUUCCGUCAGAAAAGAAUACGCAGUAGCCAAGGUCAAUGUGUCUGUCACUCUCUGUGUCCUUGGCUUCAUAGACACAGAAACAGCCAUAAAGGCAGUCUCUGGUGUGCUCAACGCCGAAGCUGCUCCCAAGGAGGAAUGUGCUCUGGAGAUCAUCAAGGGAGCGGCUCUGCGGAAAGAGGAGGUGUACUAUGACAAGUCGAGCUGGGUCUCUCUCCUGUUAAGCAACCCAGGAAGGAGGAUCAUGGAAUAUCUUUCAUCAAAGAAUUAUAACUUGGAAAGAUUUUUAAAAGACUAGGAACUCCUGAAGCCUAGUGAGAGGCCUUGGAACAGCCCUGCCUGAUAGUUCUGUAAGCCCUCCAUGUGAAAGCAUAUUCCUGGGAGAUACAAAAAUUGUGGGGCGCCCAUCACCAUGAGAAGAAGUUCCUUUCACACUAGCACAGUAAAAAAAAAAAUCAUUAUAAUAAAUGUCACGAACCACUUUGGAGCCCGCAGUCGUGAACCUGACAGUAAUCAUGGAUGUAACUACAAGGUAGUUAUAUCAACUUUACCUCAUGUAGAAUGAUACAAUUGUGCCUAACAUCACAUUAAAUAUAAUAAAGGUAAUGUCGACUUUAUAAAUGUAAAACUGGUAACUAUAAAUUGAGUUUGCUCAACAUGCUUCCUUUAAAACCAUAAUCUAAGCAAAUGAAAAUUUCCCAUGUUCAUUUCCUGUUUUGUGGUCUGGGCUUUUUAUCUGAGUUAAAGAAAUCCCAUCAUCUUUUGUUUGGCAAGCA